UCUCCUAUACACGGGAUCAGGCGUCGCAGCUGAGUGGCCGGCUAGGAACACGUGCUUGUGCAGGCAGAUCGCAGCAGCCUGGAGCCUGACACACUGCUGAGCGCUUGCUUGCUGCUAGCCACAGCCUGCUCUCUACCUGCCAGCGACAUCGGAUGCUGCUCUAAAUCACUGCCAAUCUCACCAUGCACAACAACUGCUGCUGCUUCCCUGUCCUCUGCUUAUUGCUCUUCACUGCAGCAGAGUGCUUCUCUGGAGACAAUGAUAAUUUCUUGGCAAUCCGCGAGAGGAAGAACGGGAAGUCCAGGUUUAUUUACAGUCAUGUGCAAAGUAUUGAGAAAAGUUUGGACCUAGAAAGACAGAAAAUGCCUCACCAUAAUUUUCACUCUCCAGCCAACCUGAUAGGCAGUAAACUUUUUCCUGCACUUUAUAUGAAAUCAGCUUUCCCCCGAUCAUCUAACAACCAACCCCUUAAUCUGCUGGCUUCAGAGGAUCGGGAUGUUGAAAUAGAAGAUCUUCCCAUUCCAGAAUCUUGUGUGAUUUUAGUGAUGUUGAAAAUGGAUGUAAACAAGCUGAACACAACAUUGCUCCGGAAGUUCCGUCAGGGAGUUGCUGCAGCUUUAGGCUUGAUGCCACAGCAAGUACACAUCAAUCGGCUCAAUGGAAAGAAGAACUGCGUUGAGCUCUUUAUUUCUCCACUAAACAAAAAGAUCGGCGUCCCAGAUGCUCUUCCAUCUGCAGAGGUUCUUCGGUCACUCAACCUACAUACUCUACACCAAAGAUUGUCCCAUUUUGGAAUAACUGAGGUCUCCCCAGAGAAAAAUGUACUGCACGGACAGCAUGAAGCUGAUAAAAUAUGGACCAAAGAAGGUUUUUACACUAUUGUUAUCUUCCUCAGCACAUUUUUCAUAAUCGUCACAUGCUUAAUGGUACUCUACAGAUUAAAAGAAAAGAUCCAGGUUUCAUUGAGGCAGGACAAAAAAAAACAAGAGAUACACCUGUCGCCUCUCUCUGUUCAGCCUACACAGUUUGAAGCAAAGUGUUCCAGCAGUAUGGUUCAUCCUGAGCAUAUUCUCAAACCCGUCAAUGUUGUUGUAGACCCACAGUGUCCAAACACCUUUGAGAUUAAACUUCCACUUACUGCAGGACCAUCACCAUUUAAAAUGAAACCAGUGGGCCUACAAGAAAGGAGAGGUUCCAAUGUAUCACUUACCUUGGAUAUGAGUGGCUUGGGGAUAGUGGAACCUUUUACUGUGGCUCCUACUCCACGAGCAAAAGUAGCUAUUGAAUACCUGCAAACAGCAAGUCGUGUUCUGAAAAGGCAACAGCUCCAAGAUGUGGUUCGAAGCUCCCACUUGCUUCACACUGAAUUCAUGGAAAUACCAAUGAACUUCAUGGAUCCCAAAGAAAUUGAUAUUCCAAGUCAUGGAACCAAAAACCGCUACAAAACAAUACUGCCAAAUCCAGUGAGUAGAGUGUGUUUGAGACCAAAGAAUGUAAGGGAUACAUUGAACACCUAUAUAAAUGCUAAUUUUAUCAAGGGUUAUGGUGGAACAGAGAAGACCUUUAUUGCUACACAAGGACCAAUGAUUAACACAGUAAAUGACUUCUGGCAAAUGGUUUGGCAAGAAGAUGUUCCUGUUAUUGUUAUGAUCACCAAGCUCAAGGAAAAAAAUGAGAAAUGUGUGCUAUACUGGCCAGAGAAGAGGGGAAUUUAUGGAAACGUUGAAGUGCUUGUCAACAGCGUCAAUGAACAUGAAUAUUAUACUAUCCGAAUUCUCACAUUAAAGCAAGGAAGCCAGUCACGCAUUGUUAAACAUUACUGGUAUACCUCCUGGCCUGACCACAAGACUCCAGACAGCGCUCAGCCUCUUCUUCAGCUUAUGCUGGACGUUGAUGAAGACAGAAAAGCAUUUUCUGGCAGAGGUCCUGUGGUAGUGCACUGCAGUGCUGGAAUUGGAAGAACUGGCUGCUUCAUCGCUACAUCUAUUGGUUGUUGUCAGCUGAAGGAAGAAGGCGUUGUGGAUGUGUUAAGCAUUGUCUGCAAACUACGGAUGGACAGAGGAGGAAUGGUACAAACAAGUGAACAGUAUCAAUUUGUGCACCAUGCUCUGAGCCUAUAUGAGACUCGACUUUCUGCAGAAAAGGUCCAGUGAAUGUUUGGACUGGAAGAUGGUUUAACAUUGAUCCUUUAAGGUAAUGAAUUGAAUUACCGACCAGCAGUUUCUUAAAGGAGUGCAGUAGGCUCCAAUGAAACGAUUUGUGGACAGGAGAGGUGAAGACUUGAUGGACUUGAUGGAAAGUUUGAUGGAACUAGAUGGACAAUAAUGUGUCUUUUGAAUGUAGCUGUACUGCCAGUUUCCGCAAGAAGCGAUGGACAGUGUAGAAGAUAUAAAUGGAUUUUACAUAUGUAACUGAAAAGUGGAUAUACUUCUGAUAAGAUAAGAUUAUAUGCCACCAAGAAUGUAUGUACUUCAGACAAAGUGGGUAUCUAACAACUAUUCCGUGUAUAACAAAUAAACAUUUGCAAACUGUGUGUCUUGUAACUGGACUGUCAGUUGUCAAUCUGUUAAGUGCUAUUACUUAUUAUGUGGUGAAUUUGUUUAUUGCCCACAUAACGUUAUUGCUGCUAGUGUUAUCAGUAAAAUGUUUAGUUUAUUUUUAAUUAAAUAAUUCUUGCUCUUGGUUUGUUUUUUUUCUAAACUGUUCGAAAACAGUGACUAUUUUAUAUGGAGAUGUGGUCUUGUUCUAUUAGCAGUUGUGAAUUUCCAACUGGAUAUUUAAGCAGAGCACAAUGUACUUUAAUCAGUGGACAUGCAUUUGCUGUAUACUGUGAGUUGUACUAUUUGCUGCGCCUCUUCUCCGGUUUUAAAUACAGUGUAUUUGUAAAUCAUGUGAGUUAUUUUACCUGAAAUCUUUAUAGCAUAUAUUAAUACUGCAAGAAAUAAAACUAUUGUCUACUGACCAAUAGCAUUGUCUUAACGUCCUUUGGCCACGAUGGCUUAGGGGUGGGCACUUAUGCUUUGCAGAACUAGGGUCAUUGGUUUGAAUCUUGACCAGGACACUAUCUGCAUGGGCUUUGUAUGUUCUCCUUGUAUUUAUAUGGGUAUGCUCCAGAUACUCUGGUUUCCACCCACACUCCAAAGACAUAAUGAUACUUUACUCUCUAUAGACACCUGUCUAAAUUGGCCCUAGUACGUGGCUGUGCAUAAGUGUUAUUGCAUGCUGCAUUCCAGGCCCAAGCCAAGAAUUUGGGGAGGGUUAAGGAAAGACCUGGCCAACUACCUCUUAAAAAAUUGCUAAUACAAUUCUAUGGAAAAGGCUUUCAAGAGUAACAGGUAAUAGAGGGAAGGGGAAGUUACAACAUAUUUUGACAGCAUGGCCCCCUUUAAAAUGGCCUGCAAAAAACUUAGCAAGGCCUUGGGAUAGUUUUGCAAAGCUUUCCAACUUGUGCGCCAGAUUCAAAUAGUUCUUUUUACAGAAUCACUUUGACUGCAACAGAUUCUUAAAGAACUACCACCACUUUGCAGAUAAGCAAACUAGUGGUUAUUAAGACCAUCCCAGAGUUGGCAUACAGAGAGACACCAGAGCUCAUGAGUAUGAUAGCUUCCCGCACAGGGCUUCUUGGUGCUACCGGUGACUGGUGAGAUUCCCUAGCCAGCAGCUGAAAGUAGACAAAAGGGUGGGGGUGCUGGAUUAUGUUGUUACCUACAUAAAACAAUGACCAUAUUUGAACAAUUAUGCCACCAGCAUCCCCACUUGUUUACAUUCAGCUGUCAGCCAGGGAAUCACCCGACCAGCAAAUGAAUAGGGCUGGAGAUGUGUCAUUGGAGUGUUCUAGCUAGCAAGGGGCACUCAGGAUGGUGUGGUCACAGUAUGGACUUUCCGACCACAGUGACGCUCCUUCACGCGAGAGAUUCAUACUCUUGUUCACGACAGGUGCCUGAAUCUUUCUUCCGUACUGAAACUUGUCACCAGCAGUGACGAAAUUCUAAAGUGUGUCUAUGACACGUUUUAAGAUUUUCACUAUUGGUGUCUAGAAUCGGCAAGAGUCAAAAACGACUGAACAGAUAAUGUCCUUUUGCGGACAUCAGAAAGCAAACAGUUGCUUUUGUCCUCUGGCUGAGAGUCAGUAGCUGUAUGUUAUAAUCUAUUGAAGGACUCAGCCCCCUGAAGUCUUAUUCCAGGUUUACAACACAUCAAAAGAUAUGUAUAGCAAAUUAGGUACUUAGCAACAAGCAUCUAAUAUUACACUACCGAGAGAGUAAAAUUCCUAUGAAUAGUUGAGCUGAGGAGAUUAUGCCUGAUAUAGCCAACAGGAAGCUCACCGUGUACUUCAAAAUAGAUCCCCUCUGGAUCCCACAUGUUUGUAUUUCCUUCAAUUUAUCAGAUAUUUAUGUCCUAUAUUUGGACUUUACUUUUCAUAUAUUAGUACGUUUUACUAAAGUGAGUACAAUUUGUUUACUUCUUGAAUGAUUGCAUGUGUUUUCUAUUUCUUGAUGUUGCAUACUACAUAUUAAACAUGGAUGAUUCUAUAAAUAUUAAUGAUAUAUCACAAAUGUUGCAUUCUCUGUGCAUUUAUGGAUCGUUACAUUAAUGUAUAUUAUUUCUGAAAUGCAAUAUUGAGCAGGAUCUAUUUAACUGAUGCCAACUUGUAUGGACAGUUUCAUGUUUGACCAUGUAACAUUAAACCUGGAGUGUUUUUAUUUAUAUUCCAAAAA
Molecule: messenger RNA, 4718 nt
Organism: Rana temporaria (common frog)
Lineage: Eukaryota; Metazoa; Chordata; Amphibia; Anura; Ranidae
Gene: PTPRR
Product: protein tyrosine phosphatase receptor type R
Exons: 14
Coding region: 183-2153 (656 amino acids)
Biological process (GO): protein dephosphorylation
Molecular function (GO): protein tyrosine phosphatase activity
Source: RefSeq, a predicted model, not a curated record